CCCUGCACAGCCGCUCGCCAGGGGCCGAGCCCCGCGCCGCACGCCCCCCGCCGGGACCCGGGACUCCGCGGGUCGCGGAGGCGGUCAGCCACGCCUUGUCUUCCAGACCCAGAAGCCGGAGUGGCGACGAGGACCCGCCCAACAUGGCAUCGGAGAGCGGGAAGCUGUGGGGUGGCCGGUUUGUGGGCUCCGUGGACCCCAUCAUGGAGAAGUUCAACUCGUCUAUUGCCUACGACCGGAACCUGUGGGCGGCGGACGUGCAAGGCAGCAAGGCCUACAGCAGGGGCCUGCAGAAGGCGGGGCUCCUCACCACAGCCGAGAUGGACCAGAUCCUGCAUGGCCUGGACAAGGUGGCUGAGGAGUGGGCCCAGGGCACCUUCAAAGUACACCCCAAUGAUGAGGACAUCCACACAGCCAACGAGCGACGACUGAAGGAGCUGAUCGGUGAGACUGCAGGGAAGCUGCACACAGGGCGGAGCCGGAACGACCAGGUGGUCACAGACCUCAGGCUGUGGAUGCGGCAGACCUGCUCAUCACUCUCGGCCCUCCUCCGGGAGCUCAUCAGAAGCAUGGUGGACCGGGCGGAAGUGGAACGGGACGUCCUCUUCCCAGGAUACACGCACCUGCAGAGGGCUCAGCCUAUCCGCUGGAGUCACUGGAUCCUGAGCCAUGCCGUGGCUCUGACCCGGGACUCAGAGCGGCUGCUGGAGGUGCAGAAGCGCAUCAAUGUCCUGCCCCUGGGGAGCGGGGCCAUUGCAGGCAACCCUCUGGGUGUGGACCGAGAGCUGCUCCGAGCAGAACUGAACUUCGCGGCCAUCACUGUCAACAGCAUGGAUGCCACCAGCGAACGAGACUUUGUAGCGGAGUUCCUGUUCUGGGCUUCACUAUGCAUGACCCACCUCAGCAGGAUGGCUGAGGACCUCAUCCUCUAUGGCACCAAAGAAUUCAGCUUCGUGCAGCUCUCAGAUGCCUACAGACCAUCCUGGGGCCAGGUGAGCUCCUUCAGCCCCAGCAUCUGUGUCCCCAGCACUGGAAGCAGCCUGAUGCCCCAGAAGAAAAACCCAGACAGCCUGGAGCUGAUCCGGAGCAAGGCAGGGAGAGUGUUCGGGCGGUGUGCUGGCCUCCUGAUGACCCUCAAGGGACUUCCGAGCACCUACAACAAGGACUUACAGGAGGACAAGGAAGCUGUGUUUGAAGUGGCAGACACCAUGAGUGCUGUCCUCCAGGUGGCCACUGGCGUCAUCUCUACGCUGAAGAUUCACCGUGAGAACAUGGCACGGGCACUUAGCCCUGACAUGCUGGCUACGGACCUCGCCUACUACCUGGUCCGCAAAGGGAUGCCAUUCCGCCAGGCCCAUGAGGCCUCUGGCAAAGCUGUGUUUGCUGCUGAGACCAAGGGGGUCGCCCUCAACCAGCUGUCGCUGCAGGAGCUACAGACUAUCAGCCCCCUGUUCUCCGCUGACGUGAGCCACGUGUGGGACUACGGGCACAGCGUGGAGCAGUACGGUGCCCUGGGUGGCACUGCACGCUCCAGCGUCGACUGGCAGAUCAGCCAGGUGCGGGCGCUGCUGAGGGCGCAGGAGGCUUAGCCCCCCACCCCUUCGCCAAAUAAAGCCGGAGAGAGGAGCCCACCGCCUGUGUCCUGCCCCAUCUGUCUCCUCUCCUGACAGUGGGCUUCGGGGGUCUGGGGAACAGGCAGUGGGGACCCUGAGGAAGUGGAGAAACUGGGCAAGGAGGGUGAGGGUCUUGGAUCGGGAAGACCAGGGAGAGGAUUGCGUGUCCUCAGAGCCCUGCCCUGUCCAGCCGCGUCCCUUCACUAUAGGGUAUCAUGCAAUGACCUCCGCCUUGGGCCUCCGGAGAUGAAAUGGGCACAGCCCAGUGGUCACUGUCCAUUCCCCUGCCUCCCCAGUGUCCCCUGGGCCCACCUGCUCAGUCUCCCCUUGCUUAAUGCCCCCUCUUCCUUGACCAUUCAGAUACCUUUACAGGAUGUCCCCUGGGCUGCAGCCUGUGCCAGGGCUAAGGGGUAACCUGCAGGAGAGAGGAAAGCAGGGUGUUUGGUGAUAGUCGGUCAUUGUGCUGGAGUACAUGCCAGGCACUACGCUAGCUUCAUACAAAGGAGAAGAUGCUGCCUCAUCAGCCUCCACAGUGACUACAGAUAAAUGCCUGCAAGCCCCAGAGAGCCGUGCUAACCAUGAGAGGUGGGGCCUGGGGGGG
This is a messenger RNA of Loxodonta africana (African savanna elephant), 2214 nucleotides long. RefSeq names its product argininosuccinate lyase (gene ASL). The transcript is spliced from 16 exons. Gene Ontology annotation, molecular function: argininosuccinate lyase activity. Gene Ontology annotation, cellular component: cytosol. Lineage: Eukaryota; Metazoa; Chordata; Mammalia; Proboscidea; Elephantidae. Bases 144 to 1589 code for a protein of 481 amino acids. The record is from RefSeq and is a predicted model, not a curated record.